Messenger RNA from Serpula lacrymans var. lacrymans S7.9, 1226 nucleotides. RefSeq lists its product as uncharacterized. Gene Ontology annotation, biological process: DNA repair; DNA-templated DNA replication. The coding region runs from base 26 to 1057 and encodes 343 amino acids. Lineage: Eukaryota; Fungi; Basidiomycota; Agaricomycetes; Boletales; Serpulaceae. Gene Ontology annotation, cellular component: DNA replication factor C complex; Ctf18 RFC-like complex; nucleus. The transcript has 9 exons. Gene Ontology annotation, molecular function: ATP binding; DNA clamp loader activity; DNA binding. The record is from RefSeq and is a predicted model, not a curated record.
GUGACCCUUUCGAACCACGAAUGUCAUGAGCACGUCUACAAUAAAAGGGAAGGCACCCGCAAACGGUGCUGCAGCUGCUCCAUACGAACUGCCAUGGGUAGAAAAGUACAGACCACAGAACCUCGACGAUGUUGUAGGGAACGUCGACACGAUCGAAAGGCUCAAAGUGAUAGCAAAGGAUGGUAACUGCCCGCAUAUAAUAAUAUCUGGUCUGCCAGGUAUCGGAAAGACGACAAGUAUACAUUGCUUAGCGCAUCAGUUGUUGGGAGACGCGUAUAAAGAAGGCGUGUUAGAGCUGAAUGCAUCUGAUGAAAGAGGAAUCGAUGUUGUACGAAACAAAAUCAAGGCUUUUGCCCAAAAGAAAGUCACGCUUCCACCUGCAAGACAUAAAAUCGUUAUUCUAGACGAAGCAGAUAGUAUGACCCCUGGCGCACAACAAGCAUUGCGUCGGACGAUGGAAAUAUUCUCGAAUACAACUCGAUUUUGUUUGGCAUGCAACAUGUCUAACAAAAUUAUUGAGCCAAUACAAAGUCGUUGCGCUAUCCUACGUUACGCAAAGCUGAGAGAUACAGAGAUUCUUAAACGACUACUGGAAAUUUGUGAGAUGGAGAAGGUUGAAUACAAUGAUGAUGGCCUUACUGCGCUCAUUUUUACUUGUGAAGGUGACAUGCGUCAGGCUAUUAACAACCUCCAGUCAACACACUCAGGGUUCGGUUUCGUAUCUGGCGAGAAUGUCUUUAAGGUGUGCGACCAACCACAUCCAGUAAUCGUGCAGAGCAUUAUCCGCGCCUGCCUGAAGGGUGAUAUCGAUGGGGCUAUGGGGAAGCUGAAUGAACUCUGGGAGCAAGGUUACAGCGCAGUUGAUAUUGUAGUGACGGUGUUCAGAGUCGUGAAGACAUUUGACGAAUUACCUGAGUAUACCAAAUUGGAGUACAUCAAGGAAAUUGGGUUCACGCACAUGCGUAUACUGGAAGGCGUAGGAACAAUCAUACAGUUGGGUGGGCUUGUAGCGCGACUGUGCAAAUUAAACAUGAAACCAGAGCUCUUCCGUGUAUAGAUAGGCGAUCUCCUUAUACUUCUGACGUUAUGCUAUCUUCAAGAUCAUUCAAAAGAGAUUACUACUAUACAUGUUCUUGGAUGUUAUCCCGCAUUACGCUAAGCACCAGUAUGGAGGUCAGUAUGUAUAGAUCCAUUACUGUAAGAAUGAUGCUGCGCUAGUCCGAGUC